AUGGCUACCCAGCAGUCCGGUCGCAGUUCCUCCGCUUCGUCUCGAUCUCAGUCCAAAAAUCAGCCCGAUAAGCAAAUAUCCCAAAUCGAAAAGAGCGUGACGCAUCUCUUGGUUGCGACAAAACAACUCCUCGAAACUUUAACACAAUGGUCCCGGAAGCAAGCGUCGGAGAACGAUGUCUCGGAUGUAUACGUUCGACUGGGCUAUGAAUUUAACUUGGCUUGUCGGGCCUUCAGUGCCAUCGGAGUCGACACCUCAGACCUCGGGCCUGUACCAGAUCUGCUCCGCACCAUACUUGAAGACACUCUUAGCCAGGAUGCAUCCUCCCAGAGCCUCGAUAGAUACCUCCCUCGAAUUCGAGAUAUAAUCAUCAACUUGUUAAAAGGGUUGAAAAAGAAGCAAGCCCGUUUAAGGUCCCGGCACCAGCGCGAGGAUGGCCGACCCGCACCAGCGCGGCAAGCCAGUGCCGGAAGCAUCGCUAAUGGGCAGGCAAUCGGUCAGCUGUAUGAUGAAGCUGCGGCAUCUACCUUGCCGGCGACAGCCCAGUCCCCCAGAAGAUCGAACCGACGGUAUGGCAGUGGUGGGUCUCUCGAGGAUCAACCGACCAUUGCUCGAACCUCCUCGGCACCUUCGACAACCGAACCACGCACAACAAAUUACGCUGAAAGAGAAAUGUCGCGGCGAGAGGCUCAGCAAAUGCUGUCUCAACCCACUCCCUUCGAUAAUGAGACAACCCCUCGAGCCAGCGCAUCCAAUCCCACUGCGCCUCCAACAUACAUGACACCCACCGGGUUCGCUGCGCCUCCGCCUCCACCUCCGCCAAAGGAGGAUGAUGCAUUGGGGGCUUUGCAGAGAAGUGGAGAGCUUGAACGACGCGCCUCGCGACGAUUCUCUGCUUAUCAAAUUCAGAAACAUUUGGGUACAUCAACCAACGGCGUUCCCGUCUUGCCUACUCAGAACUCUCCCAUCCCCAACCGAGGUCGUGAUGUCCGCGAAUCCUUGAACGCAGUUCGUCUGCGAGGCUCAUUUAAUCACACCAGGCAGCGAUCCAACAACCGCUUACAGGAAGCCGCCAAGGGUGCGCAAGCUCCCCCACCCGCACAUAUCCCGAAUGUUGUGGAAGAAGAACGCAUCCCUUCAUCCUCUGCACCCUCUUUUGAGCCCCAACAGAUCGACGCCUCAUCAUCCGAAGCCCCCGGCGAAGCGCAUACCCCCAACAAGAAAGACGAUACCGUGGAGUCCGCCAUCGUUCCUCCUCCGAUUAUUCCCUUACCCCAAGAGAAACCAACCCUUGAAGGCGCUUUUGAGCCCACAAAGCCAGCACCCCAAACUCCGAGGGCAGACUCGUUUGGACCGUCUGCCGAGAUCGCAACACCUUCAUCGGCUAUUCAAUUUGCCUCUGAGCAACCGUCACCGGGAAAAGAACUUACGCUGUUCCUUCAAUACAAAAGCAAGAUCAAGAAGUAUGUGCUUCCAGAUGGCAUUGCAGAACUCACUAUUGGGCGCUUGCAGCUUGCUUUCAUUGAGAAAUUUGCCUGGAAUACCCACGAUAACGGCGUUGAUUUGCCCGAAAUUUAUAUACAAGACCCAAUUUCAGGCAUCCGACAUGAAUUAGAAGACCUUGCCGAUGUCAAAGACCGAUCUGUGUUGGUGCUGAACGUCGACAAUCUUGAUGAGGUCAAGAAACAUUUCGAUGACAGUCUCGGCAGCGUGCGCCUCUUGGUCGAAGGCGUCAAAGAAACCCUUUCUGGCCAAGGAAAUAUCAUCCAGCGGGUUUCGGAUCGCCAGCUUGAAGCUGCCAAAGAAAUUGCUCGCUUGGCUGCUGCUCCUCCAGCCACCUCAGGUCCAGCUGGGAACUCCAAGUCAUCAAUUGCCGGCAGCGGAAGUCAGAUUGCCGAGCUGCAGACCUUGCGUCGUGACUUAGCUGUCCUGCGACAGACUUACUCCAACUUUACUGCCGACAUUACUGGUUCUAUGAGCGCAGUCCGUGCCAAGGCAAGCAAGGUCAAGACCGCCGCUGAUGAUGUUGCCACUCCCUCUUAUGAAGGUGAUGCUGGCCGUGCUCGCGUCAACACUGGCAAGAAGGAACUUGCAAAUGAAUCAGAGCGGUUGGUCGCCCGCGUCGAUGAUCUCCAAGAUUUGGUUGAGGAUCUCCGGAAGGAUGUCGUGACCCGCGGCGUCCGUCCCCUCCCAAGACAAUUGGAGGGUGUCAGUCGCGACAUCAGCAUGGUCAUGAAAGAAAUCAAGAAAAUGCAGGACUUCCUAGGUCGCGAGAAGCCCAUAUGGACCAAGAUCUGGGAGAAGGAGCUACAGCUAGUUUGCGAAGAACGAGACCAGCUUACCAUGCAGGAGGAUCUCGCUGCCGACUUGCAAGACGAUCUCGAGAAGGCGACUCAGACCUUCGCUCUGGUGGAGCAAGCUACGAAGGAGCAGGUCAUGACGACUCCAACUAGUGGCACCGCUGUUCGCGCCCCAUCUAGGACUCUUGAAAUCGACCCAACUGUUGAUCCCAUGAAGGCCAAGGAUGGUGUCCUGGGCGAAGUCCGUGCCUUGCGACCCAAUCACGAAAGCCGACUCGAGGCGAUUGAGCGAGCAGAGAAAGCACGAAAGGUAGAGCUCGAGACUCGGCGAAUCGGUCUUUUCCAGAAGGAACUAGGUGCAUUUGUCGAGGAAGGUAGAUUGAAGAAGAGCGGUGGUUUCGAAGAGACUGAGCGUCUCCGCACUGCGAAGGACGAGCGCAUUCGUAAAGAAGUCUGGGAAAGACAACAGGCCCGCAAUGCCGAGAUGGAGAAGGCAGAGGCGGAAGCUGCUGCUGCGCAGGCAGCGGAGCAGAAGAGUGAGGGUGGGGGUGAUGACCAGCAAGAAAGCGAGAAAGAAGAUGAGACAGAAGCGGGCCCGGAGAGUGGCGAUCAGGCAGAGAAGGCAGAAGAGCCCAAGUCGCCAUCCUCUGACACGGUGAAUCCACUCCCCAAAGCACCAGAAGACGAAGACAAGGCCCAGUCCGAACAACCCUCUACUUGA
Molecule: messenger RNA, 3021 nt
Organism: Penicillium coprophilum
Lineage: Eukaryota; Fungi; Ascomycota; Eurotiomycetes; Eurotiales; Aspergillaceae
Product: formin-mediated actin nucleation enhancer
Exons: 2
Coding region: 1-3021 (1006 amino acids)
Biological process (GO): establishment of cell polarity
Cellular component (GO): cytoplasm; cell tip
Molecular function (GO): cytoskeletal regulatory protein binding
Source: RefSeq, a predicted model, not a curated record